AGUGCCACUUGUUCAAGAUGAAAGUGUCCGACGCCUGGCCCGGUCUAGACGACGCCUCUGCCCUCGGCUUCGACAAAUGCUUCACCGCCUGGCUCACGAACCCGCGUCGGAUCCUUCCCGUCGCGACGUCCGCCUCGUCCACCAGCGACGGUUCGAACAGUGACAACGCAGUGAAGGGUUACCUCAGCAAGAAUCUCACGCACUGCUUCGUUUCCGGGACCGAAGCCAGCCCGUGGUGGAGGGCGGAUCUGGGUGUUUCGAAGAAGGUUGCGCAGGUCCGGGUGCAUGUACGGCAGGACGAUACUGUUGGAGGGUUCUUAGACGUCGAAGCUCGCCUGGGGGACUCAGCAGUCUAUGAGGACAAUGCCGUGUUUGAUUUCAAAGCCGGUGAGCCUAUCAAGAAUGCAGAGGUCCUCUUUGCGCCCUCUAAACCCUUGAGCGGGCAGUACUUCUUUCUCCAGAGUCAAGGAUCCUCGUCUGAUAAUAAACUAGCUUUCUGCAGCAUAGAAAUUCUGGAACAAGAGCUGGAUCCAGUGCUCAGAAACUGCAAGGAUGUAUACGACCACGGCAACCGCAAGAGUGGCGUUUACACAAUAUAUCCCUACAUGGGCUGCCUCGAUCCCGUUAACGUGUACUGCGACAUGGACACCGACGGCGGUGGGUGGACGGUCUUCCAGAGGCGCCGCGACAUCACGCCGAGGCUCGACUUCUACCGCACGUGGGACGAAUACGCUCGCGGCUUCGGGGACGUCGCGAAUGGAGAGUUUUGGCUCGGGAACGAACACAUCCACGCCCUCACGGACCAGACGACCAACGAGCUCCGGGUCGAUCUAGAAGACUUCGAGGGCGGAACUCGGUGGGCCAAAUACAGCAGCUUCUUCGUGGAUGACAGGGACCAUUUCUUUACCAUGACCCUGUCGGGAUACACAGGGGAUGCGGGCAACUCCCUCGGUAUUCAUAAUGGCCAGAAGUUCUCGGCGAAGGAUAGAGACUUGGACAACAAGGCGGAAUUCUGUUCUAACUCAUAUUUUUCUGGUUGGUGGUAUAACGCAUGUCACGAAGCUAGCCUCAACGGAGAGUACCUGGGAGGUGAACACUCACUCUACGCAAGGGGAAUUAUUUGGUAUAGAUGGCAUGGAUAUUACUACUCCCUAAAGGCCUCGACCCUUAGGAUUCGACCGGCCACCUGAUACCAAUCGAUAUUGAUGGCAUGACAGUUUGAGAAAUCAACCCCUGUCAUCCACAGCUCACGUUUUACCAAAUUUAAGUGACAAUUUAGUAAAUGUGAACUGAAGGUAGAGGAAGUUUUAAUUACACACUUUACCCCUUUAUGGUUGUAGAUUAAUAAAGGAUAUUAUGUUCUGAUGUUGCUGUAUUUCUUCACCCCCAACUAACAGGUGCC
This is a messenger RNA of Penaeus vannamei (Pacific white shrimp), 1402 nucleotides long. RefSeq names its product microfibril-associated glycoprotein 4. The record is from RefSeq and is a predicted model, not a curated record. NCBI's taxonomy places the organism in Eukaryota, Metazoa, Arthropoda, Malacostraca, Decapoda, Penaeidae.